AUGGAAAAGUUCCGGUUUCGUAGAAUACGCUCACAAAGACAAAUGGAGCGACACAAAAAAGGUCAGAGCAGGUCACUGAAGCCCGUGUUCGUCUUUCCUCUGGAGCAUUCACAUAGACAUCCUGGGAUUGUUUUUAGUAAGGCAAUAAAAAGUUCAUACUGAUGAUUUGAGAAAUAAAGCUGUUUUUUUACUAAGAUGCCAUAUUAUCUUAUCCGUUGGCUCCUCUACUUGUGCGUCAUUCGUUGACACUUCGAAAGUGUGAAUAUAUUCGAAUAAGAAGUUGCAUUUGUGUCGAGAUUCCUGUCGCUCCAAAGGUUUCACAUCUGUGUUCGUGUGUGUAAAAACAUGUGGUACAUUCAUGUUCUUGUUAUUUUAAACCUUUUGAACAAUCACAUUUUAUGUCUUGAGGAUGGAAACAAACAGGAGGGGCUUUUCCUGGUCACUUUAUGUAUGGACAGUGUGUCUGUGUGUCACGGGUGAGAGGAAACCUGCUUCCUUGUACCAAAGGUAUUGUGAAGAGAGGGGGAGAGAUGCGUGACCCAGUUUCACAGGGGAUGGCGUGAGCGGGACACCGGAACUUUUGAAUUAUGGGUUAAUGUUUAAAAACUCAUAAAACAUUUCAGUCAAAAUGAACAGUACCUGAAAAUAAAAUAAAAGAUGAGUACAUUCAUCUUACCCUGGUAUUUGGGUACUCAGUCGAGGCACAAGCUAGUCUGAAUUCAAAUAGGGAUCAAAAUAUCACGUUACUUAGUUUAUUUCUUGUAAGAGAAGUACAGCAGGCCAAAUAGUAGUCCCGCCUUUUUCCUCUUCUGGAGCAAAGUCCGAGUGUAAGGGUGCAAUAAUUGCAUUUAUAUGUUUAUACAUGUAGUCUAUUACAUCCUUACUUGGAACAGCUAUUGUCCUUUGCCACACUCAUGAUUUCACAAAACUCCUUCAGUAAAUACAUUUAUAUGGUGUAAUGUCACACUCACCAGCUGCAACUACAAGUAGACUCAAGUGCUUGCGUAUAAAGUCUGCUACUUUAAUACCACACACUCCUGAAGUUAGUUCUGCAGAGUUAUCUCCUGAUUUAGUUUCCCCUUAACUUUUCAAACACUGUUGGAAAUCAUUGUUUGAUAGCAGUAACUUCUACAAAAUAACUACUGUUUUAAUCAAAUGGAGUUCAGCCUCAAAUCCAAGUUUUUCACUGAAAUAUACCAAUAUUAAAUUUUCAAGUGCUACAAAAAAAUGCAACUUUGACUGAUGUUGUGCCAGACACUUGAUGCUAGCUGGUAAAAUCUUUUGUUUCCUGCAAGUUCACUUAAUUUAUGGGAGAUAUUAUAGUUAUGUGUUGUUUUUGCAGGUAAAUGAGCAAAGAAACAAAAACAAACAAAAAAAAAAUCAGAGAAAAGGUAUGACAUCGCAGACAGUGAAAUGUUUACAAUGAGAAUUAACAGCUAAUUACUUUGUUCAAACACAAAGUUAACUAUAUGAACACGGCUUAGAGUGAUGGUGUGACAGCCUAUUGUCAAGUAAAAAAAUAGGACUCCUUCUGAAUCAAUAAAUCAAUCUUUAGUGUAACAUUAUUGAUUUUUUAAGCUGUGUCAAGUGGCAUAAUGGGAUAAACCGGUAUGUUCCUUGCUCUAUUGCUCAAAGCAAAUUCUCCCUUGGGGACAAUACAGUUCAUUUGAUCAUAUCUGAUUUUGAGUCUCAUUCAAGCUAAAAACAGAUUUUGUUUUGGGGAAAAUAUUUCAGCGGGCAAUGCUUGAAAUCGAUUUUGAUGUGUUCGAUAAUUCCUCAUUUGACUGAAUGAAACAGUCUUUUUAGAGGGAUUCUGACAAAGCAAAUUGUUGAUGCACACACUCAUGGAGACUUCAUUUUAGAUUGUCAGAGAUAUGGAACAAGUGGGAUGCCAAAGUCGACACAAAAAGUGACAGUUGCCUCAAGGAAAAAACUGAAGACUUUAGUCAUAUUAUGGAAAAAGACAAAAACUUUCCUGAGGCGGUCCAAAGUGAUAGAAAGGGGAUUGUUGUACGUUAUGCAAAUGAGAUUCCAGAUCACCUGAUGCCCUGGUUUAUUUUCCACCUGUAAUCACAUGUGGCUGUAUGUAUAUGCAAAACAGGCUAUUUUCACGUGCUGCAAGUCACAUGAUUGAACUUUAGAGCUAUCCUCUGACAAGAAAGAAAAUAAGGACAUGAGAAGGCCAAGCUGUCAAACCUUGGAAGUGUAAAAGUGAAAAAUUUCUCUUCAUUUGUCCUCCAGGUGAAGGGGAAUUAAACACAGUUCAAUAAAAAGGGCACUUUGUUGAUAAUAAAACCAAAGUACACUCUCUGCCUGUUAUAUCUUCUUUUAUUCUCAAGGUGUUUGACCUUAUUUAUGCCACCAAGACCUCCAUUUCCUCUUCUGUUAGGAAAAAAAGGUCACCAUGUUUGUUCCCGGUGUUAAAGUCUACUUCAAAUCUCAUCACAGACACAUUUCACAGUUUGCUUUGAAGUUCAGGUUGUGCUUCAAGGCCUCAGGUUUUAUGAAAAUCUGUUUCUGUCAGAAAAACAUACAAAAAGGCACAGACAGAAACUGUUGCUUGAACUUCUUUGCCAGAAACAACCACCUGUGCAGAUGAACCUCAUAAAGUUACUCCGGCUUUUUAAGAUCAGUGCUACACAGCCAACAGAGGGCAGCGACACUCUGACUGCAGCGUUGUUUCAGCUCUCUUUUGUGUCUGAUUUCACUCACCUGAAUCUUUGCACCAGCUUUUGACUUGCAGGGUCGUUGACAGGGCAUCAUUAAAUCUGUGGGUAAGCCUGUUGAUGAAAGAGCUCUGUCAUUUAUUUAGUCUGUGCUACAUCGGCUUUUCAGCCUUCAUUUUUCAACCUCUCUUGUGUGUUCCUAAUUGGAUGAACAUUUGUUCAAACACACAGCCUGUAAUCCAGGUUUAAAGAAAAGAUCUACUUCCAUCAUCACAGCCUGAGCAGUGGUGACAAGGGCUUGCUAUUCAGUGCACUAAGCUGAGGCAGAUGCACUCAUUAACCUGUUCAACCCACCAAAAUUAAAAGUAGAACAUCUAUACAAAUACUGCUUGUUUAUUUUUCAAUUAUGCUUUUCAUUUCAAUAAAUAGAAAGGUAUACUUGACUAAUGAUUCUGAUUAAACAUGGAGCCUGAAUGAUUGAAAUUUCAAGCCUUGACUGAGCCAUGCAGUAAAUGACUUGAUCUAUGUAAACUAUGCAUACUAUGGAGAUAUAGAAGAGGUGAUACACCUUUGAGAUUCAUAUAUGUAAUAAUUUGAUAAUAGCCAUGCAACAAAUAAAAAAAUGGUAACAUGGAUUUAUCAUUUGUAUGUGUAGCAUGCAUGUAUGGUAGCCCAGAGGGGAUAUGCUGUCAUACGUUUAAUUUAUUGUUAAAGCUCCUGUGUAGUGUUGUGUCAUUCGCGAUCGAUUCGUUCAAAAGAACAGAAUCUUUUAAGUGAACGUACUAAACCAAAUCACUUCCUUGAGUGAUUCGUUCAUUUCUCACUUCAGUCGAGCUGAAGUGAGAAACAGCAUUGCCAGUCGAGUAGCUGGCGAAUGAGGGACUGCAUGAACUGACGCCUGAAUCACUUGGUGAACGAAUCACGCAUUGAACUACACUCUCUGGAAUCAUUUUUGUCAGACAAAACUACCUUUUUUUUCACUGCUGAAUUGCCCCCAUAACAACUCACAUACAAUAGGACACAGCAUGUAACAAGAAGUGCAUUAAACCUGCAGCCUCCUAUCAUUGCAGCGGUUUGCGAGGGAACGGUGCAUGUUCAGUUAAAAUUCUUCUAAGCGUUCAGUGAACGAAUCACUCACUGACCCCAAUUUACUGAGCAGACCAUAGGACAGUACAUUGAAAACAUUGUGACUUAUAAACAAGGUCAUUUUUACAAACCUGUUUGCCAAAGCAACACAGCCAAACACUCUCAUCUCCCAGUCCAAUAAGCUAUCGAUUGAACUGAAUCCUGAACUGUUCAGCUGUGUAUCAGUUCAGGAGGUCGGAGUCACAGGCUUCUCCCACUAAAUGAUUCGGUGAUUCAGUGAACGAAUCUUUUGAAAGAAUCUUUUUAGUGAACUGAUUCUAGUAAUUCAGUAGAUCUAAAAGAACUGCUGUGCCCAUCACUACUCCUGUGACAAAGCAGUCUUUUGUCAUCUACAUAUUUCAGUUGUCUCUUUUGUCAAAAGUCUUAUCCUACUGACAUUUAAUAGCCAAACGUGAUGUUUAAUGUGAAUGUAAAUUAAUUUCCGUCUAUCUCAUUAACUCUGUAAUAUUAACCUAAUUCUUCCGCAACCAGAAAAAGAGAGAGCUGGCCAGUUUCCUCGCAGACCUUGAGUGAAAUUACAAACAAACUCAGUUUCCCAGAAAUCUGCGGGGUGGUGAGCCUCCAGGAAGUGGAGCGUACACAGGGUUCGUUUCAAUUUUACACUCGGAUACACCGCCAGCCGCCCUGCUAGGCAGAGUCAGCACUGUAUAUAAAAAAAGAAGACACAUUGUAGAGUUUUCUGAUUACCCUGUUUAACCUGCUCUCUUUUCUAGAUAAAAGCACGUUACAGCCAAACAGGUGAGCCCGAAGAGCAGUUUUAAAAGACAAUUCGUCGUUAUGGUGUCGCAUGUAUACAGUCGAAAAGGAUUAUUAACGUUAAAGUUGUAUUAAAAACCGCUUUGUAAUCGAUACGUUAGCUUAUAAAUUGGUUAUUAUAUGAAUAUCGGGGAUUUUUUACAUACUCCUGCUUAUUUAGCAACAUGUUCUCCAACUGUCGGGUACCUCACCAGCACAUAACGUUCACAACCUAACGUACACAGUGUACAGAUACAAACAAGCGUCUGAGUCCUCUGAGCAGCGGUAAGCUUCAUGCUAAGUGCAGUUAGGAGCUUUUAGCCCCUAAACUCUAAUGUUAAUGUAGUUUCAUAGAUGCUGCGGCUAAUUCAGGCCUUCUGUGUGACAUCCUAUGUGAUAAUGUACACAGACUUAGUGACUUACGUAGUUACCUUGUGUUCGGUCAGACUGGAGCAUACUGGUGAUAAAAGACUGAAUUGCCUAACUGUUGCGGGUCAUGUUUUGUGUCAUGUGUCAUCUUACCUCAUGUGCACCACGGCACACUCGAGCUGUUUGCACUAAAUGUACGUAAGUUUCAGCCAGUUCCACUUCGCUCCAGCACCUCUUAAAGGGGCUCAGGGCACAGUGUUAACAUGUAGGGGAGAGUGGGGUAAGUUGAGCCACCCCCUGUUGCUUGGAAAUGGUCAAAGAAAUUGAUCAUGUGACCAAAUAUUUAGGAGAUGGGCAUCAAUUCAUGGAGUCUGUGAAGGCCAGAAGCACAUGGGUGAAGGGGUUAGACAUUUAUUUCCAAAAAAACAUAUUUCACUCCUGAAAGUGAAUUUAGUCUGUCAUCAGUUUUAUUAGAAUUGUGUUCAGAUAAAAAAAGAUCAUUUUAAAUUUGUUUUAUGCAUCAGUUGUGGUAUCUAGCAUUAAGCUCUGUAAUGGCUUAAUAAUGAGCUGAUCAUUUGAAUCAGGUGUGUUGGAGCAGGGAAACAUCCAAAACAUGCAGUACAGUGGGGGCUCGAGGACUGGAUUGAGAACCACUGACUGAGACCACUUUUUUUGGCAUGCCAUAUUAUCAAGACAGUUAUGUUUACACUCAGUCUGUUGUUUUGCAGGGAUGCACAACAAUGAUUGCCUUGAUGUAGUGAUCCGAAAUAUGAAAAUCGGCUCAUCUUACCCCACUCUCCCCUACGUUGGCUUCAGCCAGUUCCGCUUUGCCCCAGCACCUCUUAAAAGGGCUCAGGGCAUAAUUUUGACAUGUAGUUGGGGGUGCAGUGACAAACAGUGUUCACAAACAAUUGUUUUUGGACUUGAUUUUGAGCUCAUGCAGUGAUUUCCACUGCAGAGUCAUAUAUUUUUCAUGCAAUGCAGCCCAAGGACUUGAAAGUCAUAACCAUCCAGUAACAAUUGUUGGCCUGGGCGUUUUUGUACAGGAACAUAUCCAGCCUCUCUGAAUCUUUUGAUAAAAGUGUGUACCAUAGUUGCUGAAAUCCUCAAAUUCUUUGCCAUUUAAUAGAAAGGAACAUUAUCCUGAAAAUUCUGAACUGUUUCCUCACCCAGUCUCUCGUACAAUGUUUGACCUCUAACAUGUUUACCUACUCUGCAAAGAUGUUUACUAUCUUUCUAGCACUGAGCAACUUUGUCCUAUUUCUGGUGUCCCUGAACCAACAUAAAACAUGUAGCUGACAACAAAUCCAAAAGAACAACCCUCAUUUUCAUCCUCUUUAUUUGGUUUGCUGUCUCUCCACUUCUUCCAGUUAGAUAUUGUCCUUCACAGCUGUCUUAUUGAAAUGGGGCUGUACAUUCAGUGAUUAUGAUGUGUAACAUAUACACACAUCAACUAAACUCUGUUUGAGAGGCUGGAGUCAGAGAGAUGUGAGCGGCUUAUUUAUUUCAGGCAGCAGUAUAGACAGUGUCCUCAUUAAUUCAUUAUAUUAAUGGCCGCCUAAAAACAUAAUCAGUGACUCAUCACUUUUUUAUGAUGAUUCAUAGUCUCUAACUUUUGUAAGAUGAAUGAGAUGAGUGAAUAGUAAAAAGGUGAGAUGUUAAAGCAGAGAUAUCACCUGUUUCAUUGCUCUUAUUUUCCUCUAUUCUGCAUUUAUGUGCGGUGAUGAACCAUUUGAAAAUCUUUUAUCGGACUAUUAAAGCUUUUGCAUGAUUAUUAUUGUACAAAAACAGUAAGAUACUGUAUAUGAUAAUAUCAGAAUCAGAAAUACUUAAAUAAUCCUCAGGGGGAAAUUGCUUUUGUCACAAUACUCCAGUGCAAAUACAGUAAAAGAGGAUAAAAUAAAAAAUAAAAUAAGUAAAAAUAUAGAGAUAAUAUACAAGUAUUUACAAUAAUAAUGCAGAAAUAUCUUUGUUCUGGUCUUUGAUAGUUGAAUACUUGCUCAGUUUUUAUGGUAGCGAACUGGAUACUCAUUUCUUAGACUUUGGACUUUAGACUGUUCAGAAAAAAAAUCUGACUGGGCUGCAGGCUUCACAUUUUGCUGUGGUAAAUGUGAGAAGUCUUAUUCAUAGUUUGAUGACAUUUUCAAGCCUUAAAGAUCGUCAGACAAAUCACAAGAUUUACUAAAAAGAAAGAUCAUUCUUUGUUGCAGCCACACAGCAUGAUCUGAAAAGAAAAACUGUGUGAAGUCUAAAGGUAACUUGUUGCUUUUGUGUUUUACUAAGAGGUGCUUUUAUUCUCUUCUUCACAGUCCUUUGGUCAUGGCACUGGCUGGAGUGAGGGUCAUCGAGCUGGCGGGUCUGGCCCCGGCACCAUUCUGCGGCAUGAUCUUGGCAGACUUUGGAGCCAAAGUGAUCCGUGUGGACCGGACAAAGGUGGCCAUGUCUCUGGACACACAGGGGCGAGGCAAACAGUCUGUGGCCAUCAACCUGAAAUCAUCAGAGGGUGUAGCUGUGCUGAGGAAACUCUGUGUCCAGUCUGAUGUGAUCCUCGAACCCUACCGUAAAGGUUAGAGGAAAACUGUGUCAUAAUCUGAACUGUUAGAACUGGUGAUGGAAGAAGUGAUGUACCAUUAUGUUAAUAUGAAGAAACACUCAAAUAGUAAUAAGCAACAACCCAGAUACACUGCCCUGUUGCAUUUUUAUGAAGUGCUGUGUUGACUGGAAUGAACCAAUUUUCAUCCUGUUUGGCUGUAAUCAGUGAGCAGCUAGUCCCCUCAAAUAUUUCUCAAUUGAAUAAGCAGCAAUUUUAUGCAAUGGGUACAGCAAAAUAAUCACUAUGCAACAAAUGUCCCUGCCAAUAAUUUUGUGCAGCCAUGUAACAAAAAUGAGCGGAUUUACCAAAACACUCCGAAGCGUGCAGGACCAGUUCAAACAAGACAGCUGACAGUCUGUGUGAACAGAGACUCCGGAGAGUAGGGUAUUUUUUACACUGCAUGGACGACACAGAGAGUUACAAAGGGCUUGCUUGGCUUCAUUUUGUUUUGUUUUUACUUUUUAGUGGCUGAUGCCGAUACUGAUAAUGAGAGAGGUUACCUUGGAUAGUAACAUGUUUUAGAUGGCUUUGUGGUGAAUCAACACUGUCAGAGAUUUGAUUUGCUGUACUUAAAGAUGGGAAAAACAUGUUAAAGAAAAGGAUGUUGAUACCGGCCUUGUGAGGGCUGAUGUCAGUCCUUUAGUUUAGCUAAGUUUGUCGGUUUGAAAUGAGAGGGACCCUGCGCAACACAGGCUGCUGGACCAGAGUUACAUCUGUGGUCCCUGGACAGGAAGAUCUGAAAACAUGCAAUACACACAAUUAAGAAGAAACAUAACAGCAUCCAUUCUGUUUCCUUGACUCCCCUUUCAAAAUACUAAGUCAGCCCAAUUUCACAGCUGACUGAUCUAUCUCUAAAUAGACUGGUGCAUAUAUGAAUAAAAACACCUGCAGAAAAAGACCAAAAAUUUGUCACAAUGUUUUUACUUUUCACCAAAACAUCUUAAGUUUUAAAGUUUUGACUACUUUUGUUUUAGUUUUAUCACUUUAUUUGUUAUAGCUCUUUUCAAUACAGGUGUCAAAGCUGCUUCACAUUAGACAAUUAAAGCAGACAGGCAAUAAAAGAAGAAGAAGAAAACAAAUGAUAAAAGCAACCAGGCAAUGAAACAAACAGGAAAGCAUCUAGACUGUCAAAUGAAACCAAAGCUGAAAGUACGAAAAUUUUAGAAAAAAGAAGUCACAGGAGUAAAGCCUUUCUGCUAAAAUUGGAUUUGAGUUUAAAAUAAAAAAUCUGAAUCUUCUCUGACGGGCUGAUCCAGAGUCAGGGGGCUCUGCCACUAAAAGCUUUGUUACCUUUGGUUAUCAGUCUGGACCUUGGAACAGCCAGCAUAGCACUAGCAGAGAAUGACAGACUGGGGACUUCGACAUACGGGGAGCGGCUGGUCCAUGUCUGGUCUAAGAGUGAAAAAAAAUCUGAAAUGCAUCCUGUAUACAAUUGAUUUGAAGGCAGUGGGUUCAUAUUUAAUGAAGGGAAUUGUAAGAAAUAAAAGUGUGGAUGAGUUUCCCCAGAGUUUUGGCUGACUGUUAUGACUUCACCUCUGCUUGUUUCUCAACUAAUAAACACAUUACUGGACAAAUCAGCGAUGACACCAAGGUUUGCUUUUGGGGAAUGAUUAAAAUCUUUUCGGGACACUAGCAAUCAAUCAAUACAUGGUUUCAUUUCUGUGGGUCAGUAAAUGAGAGUUGUGAUGUCCAAUCUCGAUACGAAGUUGCAUGUCUCCAGCACAGCACUUUAGGUCUCGGUUGUUUAUUGACAGAAAUCCUCUAAAGGGGAAGUUUUGACUCAAACUUACAAAGAGUACAUUGGGCCUAAUUGUGAACGGUCGUGGCGGUGCCGGGUCUUAUCAGGCCACUGCACAAGGGCAUUUGCGGAGCAGUGAGUGUUGCCAAGUAACCCAGUUUUAUGUUGUCUAAAAGUAUGGUUCACUCAAGCUAAAAGAAGAAAAUACUCAAAAACAAACGCAGAAACUCAAGAGUUAUGUGCAGAACACAGUGUCCUCAACAGGAAACUGAACACAGACACAAACAAAAGCGAUGUUUGAGAAAAGUUUUGGAGAUCCAUAACCAAAACCAUCACUGUUAAGCAGCAUGAUUGUGAGAAUUCCUCCACUUUAACAGGAUUUAAUGAUAUUGACAGGUCAGAGCUGACAGCCUCAUUUACGAAAAAAAACUUGAGAGCAUUUAAAUCGGGUAGAAAAUAUGAUAAUUAACUGCAUUAGAUUACAUUGUAUUUGGACAAUUCAGCUGAAACAGCAAUGUGGUUAAAUUAAAUUGUAUUUGUUUUAUCGGAUCAUGUCUUCUAACCCUUCAGGUGUGAUGGAGAAGCUCGGCCUUGGUCCUCAUGAGCUGCUAAAGGAAAACCCUCGCCUGAUCUAUGCCAGGUUGACAGGAUACGGCCAGAGUGGAAGUUACGCAUCCGCUGCUGGGCAUGACAUCAACUACCUGGCUGUGUCAGGUAACUACAACAUCACACCCACCAGUUUUUUGGAUAGAAUAUUUUUGCACUGUACUUCACAAACUAAUGGAGUAUUUCACAGCUUUAUGUCUUAGGCUGAUGGAUGAUUUUCCCUUUCAGCAAAUGAUUUAUCAUGGACCUGAGGGGUGAAUUUGUUUAAAGCUUUAGUAAAGUUAAAGCUGACUUUUUUGCAUGGUUAAGUUUCCCAUUUUUUGGCAGCUUUUGUGCUUUAAAAGCAGCUUCCUGUUGACAAUUGGCCUGUAAUCCACUCAAAGUAGUAUUAUGUAAAUGUCUGAGGCUUAAAAAUCUGGCUGUAGUGAGACACAAAAAAUUUGGCAGCGCUUCAUUGAGGACAGCGGACCAAGCUGUGGUUUGGAGAUCAUAUUCCAAUGUCAGUUAAAUAUUUGUAACACCCUUUUGAUACCACUAGGGGGCGAUACAGAUUACACAUGGUACAAACUGAAAACCCGACCACCAGACAAACAAACAGUAACUUUUAAAAUGGACCAAGCAAGAGUGUUAAUAAGUCUUCAUUGGCACAUGUUUAUAGCUCUUUAAUCCCUUGUCUGUUAUUAAUGCCCCACACUUCACAGCAAAUGUUAUCUCAAAAUGCUUAAGCAAAAAAGCUAAUCCCAACCAUCCUCCUCCGCUGCUACACUGGGUUUAGAGAGGAGAUAAAGGGAGAUGCAGAGAGAGAGAAGGAUGGACGGAGACAAACAACAACAACACCAACAGCACAUACAGAUGUGUGGUUACAAUGCCAGAGAUAAUGGAGCGAGUAAGUGUGCUAUUUACAGGAACAGCGUGAUAAUGAUGAUAGACUGGUCUUAGUAGAAUAUCCCUUUAAAUCCAACUCACGUUGAUUUGUUUACAUGCUUUAUAGUUAUUCUUUGUUGUGAAAGACACACUGUGAAACGAUGCACGUCUGAAGAGAGAAAUAAAAAAACGUUCUUAUAACAUCAAUCUCAUCACCCCCAGGUCACCAACAGCUGCUUCUUAUGUAAGCUUGUCACCAGAAUGCCCACUCAGAGACACGGCAUAACAGAACAAUAUUAUAAAAACACUUGCAUACAUCAGAAUGAUUAAAAUCUUAGGCCAAUUAAUACAGUAAUUAAAAAAAGCCGGUGGGAAUUAAAAGCAUAGCUGUCUGGAGGAGAUGCUGUCAAUGACUAAUGUGAAAUACGGCCCUUGUUAUGUGGUUGCAGGGCACACACAGAGCAAAACAGAGGGAUCUUUUUUGCUGUGGGAACACAGUGGGUUUGCCUUUAAAGCUGGCACCCUGUGGAGGUACAGAAAAGAAGAAAGAGGAGAAGAACCUCACUCAAAUAACAAAACGGGCCCAGAAGCCCUGUAAAAAAAUGUUAAAAAAAUAAGUUCAACAGUUGUUUGGCUGGAUAAAUGGUGGAAGUUGCUUUUGUUAAAAUCUGCACAUAGUACAUAUUAAAAUAUUCCCAUUAGCUCGGGCUCUUUUCUUUUGGCGGCUUGACCACACCACCGGGACUCGAAAACCAGCCCAGGAUUUUGCGAUGUAUUACACUAUGUGCGACACUUUAGCAGCCUCACAAAAACACUGCUCCCAUGAGAACAGGUGUAGCUCAAAAUAUUUGAACCCUUUAGAAAAGUUCAUUUUUCUCAUAAUUAAAUUUUUAGUGAGAUUUCCAUAUAUCCUAGAUUCAUCACACCCAAAGAGAAAUACUUUGAGACUUUUUUUCAUUUGACUCCUGAUGGAGACAGCUCACAUAAAUCAAAAGUCCAGUUUCCUGUCAGUCAUUUCAGUCCUUGAAAAAACCUCUGAUCGGCUCUUCGAGUCUGAACACCUGCAAAGGUUUGCUGAGCUUUUAUUCUCUCACUCUGGUUCAGUCUGUACAACCACAAUCAUGGGAGAGCCUGCUGACUGCUGUGUGGCGUUCCUGCCGUUGAGCAACUCCUGAGCCAGAGAUAACAUCAUAAACGUCUCACCUGGAGUAAGAGGAAAAAGAACUGGACUAUUGCUCAGUGGUCCAAACUCCUGACCGACUGCUUCUUGCAAUAUUUCACUCGGUGUGUGUGAUGAAUCUACAAUAUGUGAAAGUGUUACAGGAAAAAAGUUUUUGAGCUGCACCUCAACUGUAGAGGUCAGAGAAGUUGAACAGAAAAAGGUGGGCUGAUGAAGUCUGCUGCCCACUUGCCUUAAAUGCUAGUUCAAUAAUAUCUUCACAUAUGCAUGUCCUUUACCCAGAAUCAGUGGGUUUCAUGCUCUUCUCAGUCCCCACAUCACCCCCUCCUAAACCAAACAGAGUGGAUAUAUUGAGUGUAUCUGACACAAACAACCACUGAGAUGCAUGAUGUGAGAAUAUUAGGACCUAAAUCUCUGGAGAAUAUCAAGAAAAUGUCAAGAGUCCACAUGUGAAAGGGGGCGUCAGUCUUCUCCUCUUUGUUCCAGGACUCUUGUCCCGGUUGGGUCGCAGCGAGGAGAAGCCGUACGCUCCGCUGAACCUCGUAGCAGACUUCGCGGGCGGUGGUCUCACCUGCGCUCUGGGGAUCGUCCUGGCGCUGCUGGAGAGGACAAAGUCGGGGAAAGGACAGAUCAUUGAUGCUAGCAUGGUGAGUAUAUUUGUUUGAGGAGGUGUGUACUUUAAUUUGUCAGGUUCAGCUCAGAGCAUUUAACAAAGUAUUUAAUUGACUUGAUGAGUUUCGACAGAACAAAGUUUAAUUAAAUUUGAAUCCAAUUUCAGAGGCUGUGUCAACAGUUAAUCAAAACAGACUUCAAUGAUUUUCAGUCACAACAUCGAACCUGAAAAUGUUCCGUUUUAAGAAAAUAGAUAAAUGCUAGUUUGAAUUUUGGUACAAGCAACACAUUUCCACUUCACAGCAGAGAACCCACAGCCAGAGUCAGCUUUUAUUCGAUAAGUUAUCAGUUGGCCGUCUUUCAGCAAAAGUUUGAAACCCUCCACAAAGCGCAUCAGUGUGUGAAUCUUGCUGAAGCUGCUAAAACCUUCACUCGACUCCAGCUGACAGAAGUGCUCUAAUGAACAGCUUAAGGUGAUUCGGAUGGAACCAUGUGUCGAUAAAUCUUCAGAAAAGUGCAAAUUUAAAACCUUCAACUCGCUGCGUUUGAUGAGAUAGAUUGUUCUUGUGUGAAAUGUUUGACUCAUUUAGCGUCAGUGCAGCGCUGAGCUCAUUACACAUUAGUUUCUUUAGUUUAUUUCCUCCAGAAAAGUUUAGUUUGAUCUUUCUGAUUUCAGUUGAAGUUUUAUUGAGUUUGCUCUGUCAUUUUUGAAUUCUGCUACUUUGUAUUAAAAAUGAACAAUCUAUCAACCUUUGGCAGCAAUUCAGAAAAUGUUUCAGCUCUUUUCACUGAAUCCAAACGGCCUCAAGGUUGCAUGUUUUGGGAAAUGCCUGUUCUUUUUUCCUAUUAAAAGUUGGCUCAACUAUCUCAGACUUCAAGGUCAAACCCUGUGAUCCUUUUACUGACUUCCUUUGUCUGGUCAUUAAAACUGACAUCAAAUUCUGAUGUUCAUUUCUGAUUCAAUUUACUCAUCUAAAGGUAGAAAAAUUUGCAACGUUUAUUUGACACAGCAGAACACAGGAUUGCCGAGUCUGCAUGUAAAGGUUAAACUGUUUUGGCUUGUAGAGACUUGAUGAACGCUCAAAAAACCAGUAAAAGAUACUCAGAAGAAUUCGAAUUUAUGUUUUUGUUAGGGUAAAUGACGCACAUUUGGCCCCGUCAAUGCUGUUUAUCAGUAAAAAUCACAUAAUUGUGUCGACCCUGAGUGGCAGCUCAGGUACCAAAAUUCAUCACAGACUGCUCAGAAACGAUUGAAAAUGGUUGACCAUUUUGACCCAGACAGGCUCGAGCGAACAGUGUUUUUUUUCCUCACUAGUUUUACUCAAAUCAUGUUUUUCUCAUCUGUUUUCAAUAACAGCUUAUCUUUGUGGGAUUAAAGGCUGGGUUAGGGAUAAGGUCGAGUCCAUCUCAGUGCACACUGAAGCAGGUGUGAGGCAAAGUCAAUUUACACUGCAGGGGUUAUCAGAAGGCUCACAGGCAUGGACUCGCAUCUUUAUUUUGCAGAAUUAUUUACAAGGAUGGAUUUGAGACACAAUUUUAGCCACUUGAAUAGAAGGAGAUGCAACCUAAAACACUACCUGAAAGGGGUCAUAGUGAUGCACCUAGAAAAAUAUAUCUGCAGGCAGCUGGUCUUGGCUUUAUAAUGCUGUCCCUUUAUCAGAUUUCUCUCUAUAUCUAUAUUUGGUUUUGGCUUACUCGCACAGCUCUAAUGUUCUGUAUUUCAAAGCAGCAGCAGGCACCUGUUUUCAACAAAGGGGCUCUUAAAACCCUCCUACAUUAGCUGAUUGGCAUCUAACAGCAGGAAGAGCCUCUUAGUUACAGCAAGCUCGGAACCAGAGAGGAUUUUUUUUUUAGAUGUUUAAGUGCCCAAUUUUCCCCAGAAAAUAGCAGGGGUUUCCUAAAAGCUUAAAGAGGGUCAAAGACAGUGACACAUUCAUUCAACAGGUGGGCGGAAACAAAACUUUUAGAGGCAUUCAUGUUCUGUAAGAGUUUGUUUGUAGGUGAUGAUUUGUCCACAUCCUGUUUGUUCUGCUCCUAAAGGUCUGAAAGAUGGAUUUAGUAUCUAUACAAGAGGGACCCAACCACUCUCGACACUGAUGAAUCCUUCAACGUGCAACAUGCUGCACAUUCUUCUUCUGUCAGCUUGAAGCCCAGUAGACUUGAAAUAGCAGACUGUGAAGAUGGAAGGUGUGAACCAAAGUGAUUGAAGGGGUGUAACUUUCACACAGAGAGCAGAAAAGAGCGAGUGAGAAUAUGUCUCUUCCAUCUCCGUCUUUCAUUCUAUAGAUUGUUUCUUCUUCUUGUUCUGCUACAUUUGGCUUCUCCUCCGCUGUGGGUCAGAUUGAUUGAUCAGGGAAUACAGUUGGAGGCAUCCUUUUUACCACUGUGUAAGCCAUUCUUGACAGUCAAGAUAUUAACGUAGCAGACGCUGGAUCCUGGUGGUUCUUUGUAAAUAUUCCUGAUCAAAAAAUACAAGAGAGAAGAAAACGUGAUGUGGCUUUAUGAUGAGCAAUGCACAAGAUUUUAAACCUGCCAGACUCAUCAAUAUUACUUAUUCAUAUAAAUUACUUCAGAGUGGACACUUGUGUGUCUCUAGAGUUCAAACUGACGGUAUUUGUCCCUGUCAGCCAUCGUAAAGGGUUGAAUCGCCAACCUUACAUUAAAUUACAUUUUAAAUGUCUUUGCGGGUGACUGAUUACACCCCAUUAGGAGCAUUCAGCUAAUCAAGUUUGCGCUGUGUUCGGCUUCGGUUUUAUUCUGCUGUUAAUAGCAGCUGAAGUAAUUGCACAUACACCAAUGGAGACUUGAUUAUAUGGCUGAUGAGGGGACGACGUUUAUUGAAUUCAUGUCAGCGGGGAAGCUUUUGUGCAGGUUUUUCUGAGAAGCUUUUAUUCAACUAAGAAUAUCCAUAUUUAACUGACAGUGCAACAACAUUUCACAUAAUGUGAGUACAUUCUUCUGCUCUGGAGGCAGACUUCAUGAGUUUGGUCUAUUUCCAACCUAAACACGAAUUAAAGCAACAAAAAAGAGUACCUAACCCUUUUUUAAAGUCCCACUCCGAUCAUUUUUUUUACUACUUUAAGUGUUCUCAGUGGUCUUUAAAUUGUGAUUAUGAAGUUUUCAGCCAAAAGCACAUUACCUGUGUCAUUUUCAAGGGCUUUUCUUCUGCAGAGCUACGUUAGAUCAUUAACAAUUCGCACCCUCCUCUUCACGUUAGCCUGUAAGCCUAACAUUGCUGGUGUAGUAGAAGUGGCAGGUAACAUAGGAGCCAUUCAGCUCUUGGACACUAAUGUGUUUGGGGACAUGAUGAAAGUUAAUAUCAUAUUAAUAAUAAUACAUUUUAUUUAUAACCCGCUUUUACAGGUGCUCAAAGACGCCUUACAAAGAAAAAGAAGAAAAUAAAAUAAAAAAACACGAUUCAAAAUACAUCCAGAGGAUGGGUACGGCAGCGGAGAAGGCUCAUAAUUAGCUUUCUUACGAGCAUUCCAUUUACUAACGCACGUUUGUUCUGGAUCGUCCUCUGAAUAGCAGGGCUUUGGGGGCGGAGCUUGGAGUUGUGAUGUAGGAAAUCUCCCUGUUUCUGAACCUGCCCUUUGGGUCUGCCAGAGAUUCACAGCGAUGGAAUGCAGAAAGACUCAGAAAUGCAAUUUUGUACUUAUUUUUCUCAUGAUAUGUCCUGUAACAUCAGAAAAACAUGAUUUUCAUCAUUUUUUGGCAUUUAAAUGCAGUUUAAAAGGAUGAAUGAAGACCUGUCCAACCUCUGUCUGUUUUCAGGUAGAAGGAGCAGCUUAUGUAGGUUCAUUCAUUUGGAAGUCUCAAGCCAUUGGCAUGUGGGACCGUCCCAGAGGACAAAACAUGUUGGACAGCGGAGCGCCGUUCUACGACACAUACCAGACGUCAGACGGAAAGCACAUGGCUGUGGGGGCCAUAGAGCCGCAGUUCUACAGACAGCUGCUCAAGGGUUAGUACGAUUCAAAUACUGAUGUGAGGCACCUGUCAAGUGAACUUUGAAGGCAAUAAGCCACCUGUGUCACACAUGUGUAGGUCCCAAAGUCCUCUAAGAUUUAAGCCACAUGAAGGGGAAAGUGUGAAAUGUAACACUCCCCCAUUACUCCACCUAUCACCAACCUAUAGAAACAAGAGUAUGUGAGAAUUUGUGUCACUUUGUGUCAAGAAUUGUUUGAUUGUUUGCUAAAGACAUGGAGGAACACACGCCUUUUUCUGUACUGCUUCCUCUUAGAGUCAGCUGUCAGGGUGCUGAUGUAAAUGUGAAUCAGGUUUCAAUGCUAAACAGCUGAUUAAAGGUCAGCUGGUGUGGCAGGUCUCCAUGACAGCUCGUUUUUGGGGGGUGGAAUACACAAUACCCGCCACUUACCACACAGACAUGGAGGUUGAUGCAUUUUUACACAACAUUACCACAUCUUCGGAUGAAAAGUCAACAGAUGGGUAGAAAGCCAAUGAGGAGAGAGUUACCAAACUGGCAAGGCUGAUACACCACGCAUAUCAGCAACAGUGACUGACACCCAACCAUGCGGACAUGUUCAUUCGCCCUAAUGAGGGCUUGUAGGCAGAAAAUUGGAUGCAGUGGCAAUUUGUAUGCCUUCAUACGCAACACAGUUUCUCCCACUCAUCAUGUCGCUUCAGCAAAUGUUGGAAUGAAGGAAAGAUGCAUUUGCUUUGGGUUUUUUUUAAGAAAAAGUGAUCGAUCAUUGAGCUUUAACAUUUCCAAAAAAUCAAUUACAGAGAAUAUUUGAAUUUGGAGUCCUAGUCGAAAUGCAUACACAGUCAUAGAGGGAAUGUGCAGCAACAUUUAUCACUUCACUAACAGCCACAUAUGAAAAGAAAAACUCAGUGUGAUCUGUUUUAUUGAAUAAGGCGUGCAGUGAGGUAAGAAUUCAAGACGUUUGGUUUGUUCAAAUUCUGAUUAAUAAUGAUUCGAUUUUCUGUAGUUUAGUAGAAACCUGCAUGAGUGUGAGUGUAGAUUUCAGUUUUAAUCCUAAACUGCACAAACAGUGUUCAGGUGGCUGCUUGCUUACACACAUGGCCCUCUUGUCACCUGCACUUAUUCACUGAGAUGAUAAGCACACUGUGGAAAUCCAGCCAGGGCAGUUUUCACACAAUAAUUACACAAUCUAUCAAAGCACAGGCCAAAUUUGCCAGAUACGAUAAAACCAUUGUGUUAAAAGCUGACAGACACUGAUCAAACUUACAGAUGAUACCUGAGAGACGGGACGAGACCGCUGACUGACGUAAGCACACUAUGAAAAGAUCUGCGUGGGUUCUGUUAACAAAUCAACAUUGCAGUGAGUGACGUCCAUGCGUCACGGUAAAUGUGCGAGGACUGCAGGGAGGUUGCAGCUACAAUGAUUUCUAUUAUAGAGCUUCUCGGUUUCUCUGCCAGACUGUUUAUCCUCUCUGCUGUUGUUGUUUUAAUCAGAGAGGAGGAACCUUGAUCGGCUGUCUCAUUCAUAUGUAUUUUCAUCCACAGGGGGCUUUGCCUAGGUAUUCAGUAGAGGAAAAUGGAAACAUAUACAGUAUAUAUAUAUGCAUAGAUAGUGAUUUCCAAAAGAAAUAUUGCCUAUAAGCGUGCGCGCACACUUUUUUUAAAUAUCUGAAUCAUUUAUAUUUCCUCCCAGUUUCUAGACUUGGGGCGUGUAAACAUGGAUAGUGUAGUUUCUGUGCCCCCUUAUAUAGAUGAAACCCCUGCAGCUUUACUCAUAUCAAGGCUCCAUCUACUGUUCUGUGUUGGAAUUACACAUGUGUGCCGAAUCCCAGUUGUCUCAUUCAAAGAUUAAUUUAGUAAAAACGCAAUAUGUGUUACAAAAAUGUUGCAAAAUGCUUUACUGAAAUUCCCAUAUUGCCUUUAGUUUACUAGUGACUGGAAGAAAUGAUUUAUUGUGCAAGACUUUUAGUGUGUGUGAGCGUCCAAAACCAACUGAAGUAAUUCCUCUUAUGGAUUUUUUUUUCAAAAAACCAAGCGCACAGAGGCCCUUUUAUUACAAUAAUUGCUGCACAAGAGGUUUAAUUUUUCAAUCUUCUCUUCAAAACUACGACCAACUUUUGUUCACCGUCUGACUCAGCAGUGAGCCUUUUGAAUGAAAUGAUCAAAGAAGAAGGAGCAGGAUCUGAAGGUUUUUCAAAUAAAUGAUGAAAACCUGAAGUGCAGUUACAAGUGGCUUCACAUCAGGGACUCGAGUGGUCUGGUAGACUGUGGUUGCUGCCAGGCAAAAGCAUCUCCAUGAUAGACUUGAUUGUAAGCCAAUAGUUUUUUUGUUUUUUUUACUGAUCUUGACUCUUUCUGUGAUGUGAUGCAAAACCACCAUGAAUGGCUUUCUCUUUGACGUUUGACAAAUUAUGCUUGGCUGUGAAAACUGAAUGUGCUUUUUCUUUUGUGAUGUGCGCAUAUUGAGAAUUAAUGUGUGAAUAAGCCCAUGAGCGUUCUUUUACAUCUUGCUGACCGCUUGCUUCUCUAGUUAUACCAACUUUAGUAGCGACCGCACAAUAGCAAUACACAGCGGUCUGAGGAGCCAUGAGCAAACCUCAACAAAAACGCCACUCUAUAGCCACAAAUAAUGCUCAGAACAGCACCUAACUUCAUCAACAGUACAUAUAGGGUCCUAGUCAUAGUACUAGCCACCAAACAUCUUUUUAGCUUUGCUUAAUUUCUUUAGCAAAGAGACUAAACACAACUCACCUACUCUCUUCCAGCAGCCGCUUGUUUGUACGGAGACCUCAGGCCAGUUUCAGGAGCAGCAAGAACAGUAAAGUUGUGUUAAAUACACUUUAAACUGAGGGGAUAUGUCUUAUAAAGACUGGUUGCUACUUCUUUAAGCUGCACAAGAUUUCUUUGUUGUUACAUCACCUUUUCUUGACACAUUAGUCUGCUGUAUUAAGUGUUUCUCUUCCUCUAGGAUUAGAGCUGGACGCUGGAGAGUUGCCCCCUCAGAUGAGCCUGAGUGAUUGGCCAGAACUGAGACGGAUCUUCACUGAACGGUUUGCUUCAAAGACCCAGGAGGAAUGGUCCAAGAUUUUUGAUGGCACCGAUGCCUGUGUGACACCCGUGUUGUCUUUUGACCAAGUGAGCUUACACCCACAUAACAGGGACAGGGCUUCUUUUAUCAAAGACUCAAGUGGCGCUGAGAGCCCCCGACCGGCCCCGGUCCUCUCUCGGACUCCUGCUGAGCCAUCCCUCAUUUCUGAUCCUGUUAUCGGAGAACACACUGUUGAAGUCCUGAAGGAAUAUGGCUUUACAUCCACUGAGAUUGACCAAAUGCGGACAGCAGGGGUCGUUGAGUGUAAUGCUGUCAAAUCAAAGCUGUAA
This is a messenger RNA of Xyrichtys novacula (pearly razorfish), 19830 nucleotides long. The record is from the annotation of a GenBank genome assembly. NCBI's taxonomy places the organism in Eukaryota, Metazoa, Chordata, Actinopteri, Labriformes, Labridae.